Carya illinoinensis is the source of this 3642-nucleotide messenger RNA. RefSeq names its product common plant regulatory factor 1-like. Gene Ontology annotation, biological process: regulation of DNA-templated transcription. Gene Ontology annotation, cellular component: nucleus. The transcript is spliced from 11 exons. Lineage: Eukaryota; Viridiplantae; Streptophyta; Magnoliopsida; Fagales; Juglandaceae. Gene Ontology annotation, molecular function: DNA-binding transcription factor activity; sequence-specific DNA binding. The record is from RefSeq and is a predicted model, not a curated record. Bases 2258 to 3361 code for a protein of 367 amino acids.
CUCCCUCCUUUUUGCUCGCUUCUACUUUUUAAAUUUACUUUUUAGUAGGUGAUCAUUUUGAGUCUGCUUGCUGAUGAAUGCACCUUGUGGGCAUAAUGAUCAUUUAUUACUCUCAUAUUAUAUACGAUGUCUACUUAUCAAAAAAAUUAUAUACGACGUCGAAAUCACAAAAUCCAUCGUCAUUCAUGAUAUCUAAUUGCCAUCGUCAUUCAUGAAAUCUAAUUGCCACCACCCGCUUUCUGUUGGCCCUUUAAGGAUGAUAUUCUUCUUUUUCUUUUAAGCAUAUAGAAAAGGAUGAUUUUUUAAUUGAUGAAAAUUAUAAUUAUGGCUAUAUGAUCACUGGCAAAAGCUUGGCAAAAAAAAUGUGAAAUCUACAUCCUUUGUCUACUUGCUAAGGUAGCAGCGGACUAAAUAUGCAGUAAGCAUUAAAUUGUGUGGGUUCGCUAGCUGCUAAACAGGGGCGCUGAUUGAUUGUAUUAUUGAAGUUCAAGCAUUUGAUAUGAGGAAUCUGUCAUUUAUAGCUUUUUUCCUAAGCAAACUUACAUGAAAAUUAAAUAGGGGAAAUACAAGAGGUGAGGGUGACCUCAACAAAAACCCCAUUAUUGAAAUUGCUGUGUAUGCUAACGAACCAAAUAAAAAUAAAUGGGCAAUGGAUCCAAAAAAUUGGACCUGAAACCUUGUUCCUUGGCUUGGGGACCGCUAAGAUAGCCGUUUUGUAAUCCAAUUGGUAAUUUGGUGGAUUUGUUGGAUGUGGCUGUGAUCUGCGCUUGGAUUAGGAAUAUUGCAAUCAUCUAUUCUAGAGUUGUUGAGGAAGAUCUCCCCAUCCUUUUCCUUUAGAUUCUUCGUUAGGAGACGAUAAAAUAUAGUUGGAUAUCUAGAAACGGACAGCCCAGAUCAGUAGUGACUCAUCAGAGGAAUGCUCGGUGGUGUUGGGGCAUGAGGUGACAUAGAUUUGAUAGAGAUCCUGAGGCAAGGAUCCCAGCUAUGCCGCACGUGUGGUGGUCAGUGGCUGGAAUAUGUAUUGGCAGUUGAAAACAAUGUACAGCUUAGGUGGCACGUGUAGCCAAUGCAUCUGUGUUUAGCAGGACUUCCACCUGGGUUUUGAAGAUUAGCGACUGGAGAGUGCAGCUAUGGGUUGUGUGGCCAUCCCUUGGCCUGAAGGUGGUAAAUCGGGCAUUUUCCAAUGUAGUGGAAAAAAGAAAAAUACUAAUAAGAAAAGUGGAAUUUAAAACAGAAAGGCCUACUGUGUACGGGAGGAAGAGGAGGAGCUUCUGGAGAGAUUAGGCUGGUUUCUUAGAGAGAGGUUGGAAAGAACUAUUACAGAGAAAAGACAGCUGAUAUAGCGAGGCUGUGCAGAUGUAGCAAUUGUCAUUUAUAGUAGUCAUCUUCCAGUACUUAAGUCAUAUUGACGACUUCAUGGAGUUGGAACUAAUGGAAUGGCCAUAUUCACCUAUUGAAGUCAAUAGAUGGAUGUGGCCAUAUGCUUCAAUGGGUGAAGCAUAAACCUCAGUAACUUGACUUCAAUAGGUGGAUAUGGCCAUAUGCUUCACUGCCAAGCCUGACAAGUUACUUAAUUUAUGGUGGCCACUGCCCGGUGCUGUAGCUGAAGUUUUGGUAUGUCCAGUGCAAAGUGGCUACUCAGAUAAAUGAUGAAAAUUGGGGCCUACCUAUGACAAGUUUCUUCGGAGGACCCUUCUUUGUCUGGCCAAUACACGCUGUCAAAUUUGUGGGCGUCCUCUUAAGUCAUAAUUCGUUCUGGGUUUCAGCUAUUUCUACUUUCAAUUGGGAGCAGUAGCUUAAGGUUACAGAAUUGCAUUAGUUUUUUGCAGCUCUUAUGCUCAAACUUCAGUGACAAUACUAUUGCAGUAACGAGUCAUUAUAUUGUAAUGCUACAUCAUGAAGGUUCAGCAGGAAUGGUUUACAUCAAUAUUUCAGUUCUAUAUAAAAGUAUAAAUCCUAAUAUUUUAGACUCUUAAUCGGCUUUCUAUGGGAUUUUCCUUUGCAUCAUAGAUUGGCUUGAUAACCAUAAUGCAGCCUGGUGACUUGUUAAUCUGACAAACGAGGAUUUUGUGACUUUAUUCAAAUCAAGAUUUUGGAAGGGCAUCUCCAUGGGAAAACAUGAAGAGGGAAAGUGUUCUAAGUCCGAGAAACCAUCUUCACCAGCAACAGCGUCUUUGUUGAGUGAUCCUCAAUCCUUCUGUACUGACAGGAUAAGACUAAUCAGAUUAAUAUUCACGGCCAUCCUGGUUGGGCAGCCAUGCAGGCAUAUUAUGGCCCCCAAGUCACUCUUCCGCCAUAUUACAACCCUGCCGUGACUUCAGGCCAUGCUCCUCACCCAAAUAUGUGGGGCACACCUCAGCCAGUGAUGCCACCUUAUGGGGCAACUUAUGCAGCAAUCUACCCACAUGGAGGGGUUUAUGCACAUCCUGCUAUUCCUCUUGCUGUAUCUCCUUUGACAAUAGAAACGCCUACAAAGUCUGGAAAUACAGACCGAGGUUUAAUGAGGAAGUUGAAAGAAUUUGAUGGGCUUGCAAUGUCAAUAGGCAACAGCACUGGUGAGAGCUCUGAGGGUGGGGCUGAACGUAGGCUGUCACAGAGUUUGGAGACCGAAGGUUCCAGUGAUGGGAACACCACCAGGGUUCAGGCAAAUCAAGCCAGGAGGAAAAGAAGCCAUGAGGGAACACCCACCACUGAAUGUGAUGGCAAGAUUGAGACCCCGGCCAGUCCAGUUUCUGCUAAGGAUGUAAAUGCAGCUCCUGACAAGGCCUUGUGCGCAAUUGUCACUCCUGGUAGUGUUGCUGGAAACUCUGUUGGGGCUGUUGUUUCCCCUGGCAUGGCCACAUCAUUGGAGCCCAGGAACAAUACUAAUAUGAAUUCAAAGACAACAACUACUGGUGUCCCGCUGUCCUGCACGAAUGAUAGGGAGCUGAAACGAGAGAGGAGGAAGCAGUCUAAUCGAGAAUCUGCUAGAAAGUCCAGGUUGAAGAAGCAGGCUGAGACAGAAGAACUUGCACGUAAAGUCGAAUCCUUGACUGCUGAGAAUGCAUCAAUAAGAUCUGAGAUAGAUCGAGUGACAGAACACUCCGGGAAGCUGAGGCUAGAAAAUGUUAUAUUAAUGGAGAAACUGAAAAAUGCUCAACUAGGACAGACAGAAGAGAUCAUUUUGAACAGCAUUGACAACAAGAGGAGGCCCCUACCUGUUAGUACAGAGAACCUGUUGUCAAGAGUUAAUAAUUCGGGUUCCAUUGUUCAGAGCACUGAGGAAAAGAGUGACAUGUAUGAGAACAACUCCAAAUCAGGUGCCAAGCUACAUCCACUCUUAGAUGCGAGUCCCAGGGCCGAUGCCAUGGCUGCUGGCUAACACAAAAGAACCAGCAUUACCAUACUUUUUAAACUUGUGGUUUUGGCAAUAUUACAAGUCCAGGAUUACUGCUAACAGUAAGCAGAAGAAUGAAACCAAACAGCUGAAUGCGGUUGGUGCCCGUGAAAAUGCAGACACAAAUUUUUACUUGUAAGUUGGGCUUUUCAUGUCAGAACUUAUGUCAUUUUAUCAGCGUUCAGAAUGCGUGGAAAGCAACUGAAGGUUAAUGUACAUUGAAGAGUUAAGAGAGAGAGUCGGGGAAAUAAUAUGAACCUUUCAUA